Molecule: messenger RNA, 1458 nt
Organism: Hibiscus syriacus
Lineage: Eukaryota; Viridiplantae; Streptophyta; Magnoliopsida; Malvales; Malvaceae
Product: protein JINGUBANG-like
Exons: 1
Coding region: 190-1458 (422 amino acids)
Molecular function (GO): protein binding
Source: RefSeq, a predicted model, not a curated record
UAUUCAAUGGAAGCAUCUGGUUUCAUCUCAACAACACUGCAAAAAAAAAGAUGGCGGAUUGCUUUCUGCUACCGUGUUUUAAUAAGCCUUCCUUCAUGGUGAAUUGGUGAUGCGUUUAUGGAGAUGUUGACAUAAACCUAACCAUCGAAUAUAAACUUGUCCGGCACUGUUUGUUUUUUAUGAGCUUUGAUGAUAAUGGGAGUUCUUCCAUGUCAGUUUUAUUGCCACAGAGACGAUGAAUCUCAACGUGGCUCGAACCAUCUUCAUUCGGAACCAUCGUCGGCCUCUUCCCUCUCUUCUCAACUGAGUCUACUGUCAGUUCCUUCUCUUGCUUCGGCGUCUCAGCGACACGAUGAAGAGAUCACCCGAGCUAUUCACCAUAAGUGCAUAGCCACCUUUAAGAAUCAUUCAUAUGUAUUCACUCUCGCUCUCAUGGGGAACGUCCUUUACGGUGGCUCUUCGAACGGUGAGAUUCGAGCGUGGAGGCUGGAUUGUUCCGAGCAAGGUGAUCAAACUGAUAACGUUGUGGCUACUUGCCACAGUGCGGUUAAGUCCCUAGUGGUUUUAGGGAAUAAGCUUUUCAGUGCACACCAUGAUAACAAAAUCCGCGUAUGGAGAAUUCAUAACCAAGUACUACAUCGCAAGUAUAAAUGCUUAGCUACUCUCCCGACGUUGAACGAUCGAUUCGUGAGAUGUUUUUCGGAGAAGAAUUACGUACAGGUCCGGCGUCAUAAGAGAAGCACGUGGAUACAUCAUGUCGAUACUGUAUCUGCUUUGGCGAUAUCAACAGACUGCUCUCUCCUUUAUUCUGCCUCAUGGGACCGGACGUUCAAAAUUUGGCGGACGUCGGAUUUCAAGUGUCUGGAGUCGGUGCAAAACGCUCACGACGAUGCCAUAAACGCCAUAGUUUUGUCGAAAGAUGGAUUUGUUCAUACGGGUUCGGCAGACAAGAGAAUUAAGGUAUGGAAGAAGCAUGCAGGGGGAAAGAACAACAAACAUUCGCUGGUCUUAGCACUUGAGAAACACAAAUCAGCUGUCAAUGCUUUAGCUCUCAGUGACGACGGAACCGUGCUUUAUUCCGGUGCAUGCGACAGAUCGAUUCUGGUUUGGGGAAGAGAAAGCGGCGGAAACGACGACGGCGAGUGGCGGAUGGUGUUGUUGGGUGCACUUAGAGGUCACACCAAGUCGAUAUUGUGCUUGUCCGUUGUGAAGGAUAUGGUAUUCAGUGGAUCCGCUGAUAAAACAGUGAGGAUUUGGAAGAGAGGAACCGAUAAAAGCUAUUGCUGUUUAGCUGUUUUGGAAGGGCACACAAAGCCGGUUAAAUGCUUGACGGCGGCAGUUGAUGAAUGUAAUACUAAUAAUGAAGAAGGUGCUUCUGAAACUAUUAAUUUUAUGGUUUGCAGUGGAAGUUUGGAUUAUGAUAUUAAGGUUUGGAGAGUAUCAGCUCCUGUUUUUUGA